Molecule: messenger RNA, 254 nt
Organism: Geodia barretti
Lineage: Eukaryota; Metazoa; Porifera; Demospongiae; Tetractinellida; Geodiidae
Source: the annotation of a GenBank genome assembly
UAGUAUUAUUGGUAAGUGUGUGUAACUGUUGGUACAGGGAGAUGAUGAUCACGUGCUGCAGAGAGAGAUGGCAGACUGCCACGACACCAUCUGCUCUGACCUGACUGUGAAACAUAUUCCCAACUGCAGUCACUGGGUCCAGCAAGAUGUGCCUGACCUCUGCAACCAGUACAUGACUGACUUUCUCUCUACUAAAUCUGUUUCAAUGUAGUUUAUGUGUACUACUGUUGGACAUUACACAUCUUGUUAUUUUA